This is a messenger RNA of Leptomonas pyrrhocoris, 939 nucleotides long. RefSeq names its product fibrillarin. Gene Ontology annotation, molecular function: RNA binding; histone H2AQ104 methyltransferase activity; rRNA methyltransferase activity. Gene Ontology annotation, biological process: box C/D sno(s)RNA 3'-end processing; rRNA methylation. The transcript has a single exon. Bases 1 to 939 code for a protein of 312 amino acids. Gene Ontology annotation, cellular component: nucleolus; box C/D methylation guide snoRNP complex; small-subunit processome. The record is from RefSeq and is a predicted model, not a curated record. NCBI's taxonomy places the organism in Eukaryota, Euglenozoa, Kinetoplastea, Trypanosomatida, Trypanosomatidae.
AUGCGCGGAGGCUUUGGACGUGGAGGCGGUCGCGGCGGCGAUCGCGGUGGUCGCGGUGGCUUUGGUGGUCGCGGCGGCGAUCGCGGUGGUCGCGGUGGUUUUGGCGGUCGCGGCGGUGGUCGCGGCGGUGAUCGCGGUGGUCGCGGUGGUUUUGGCGGUCGCGGCGGUGGUCGCGGCGGCGGUCGCGGCGGCCGCGGAGGCGGCGCCGGUGCCAAGGUCAUUGUCGAACCUCACAUGCUCCACCCUGGCGUCUUCAUCUCCAAAGGUAAGGCUGACUCCCUGUGCACGCUGAAUAUGGUCCCUGGAAUCUCCGUCUACGGCGAAAAGCGCAUCGAACUCGGUGCCACGCAGGGCGGUGACGAAAAGAAGGAAUACCGUCUGUGGAACCCCUAUCGCUCGAAGUUGGCCUCCGCCAUCUACGCCGGUGUGAGCAGCAUCCACAUGGGUCCCGGCUCCAAGGUUCUGUACCUCGGUGGCGCCACAGGUACGACUGUUAGCCACGUAAGCGACCUUGUCGGACCCGAGGGUAUGGUUUAUGCGGUAGAGUUCUCGCACCGCGUCGGUCGCGACUUAGUGGAAAUGUCGAAGCGCCGUCCCAAUAUCGUGCCCAUCAUCGAAGAUGCCCGUUACCCGAUGAAGUACCGUAUGCUGGUUCCUAUGGUAGACUGCAUUUUCAUGGAUGUGGCGCAGCCUGAUCAGGCCCGCAUCCUUGCUUUGAACGCACAGGCGUUCCUGCAGAACGGCGGGCAUUACGUGAUCUCCAUCAAGGCCAACUGCAUUGACUCUACCCUCGAGGCGCCGGUUGUGAUUGCAUCCGAAUUGAACAAGCUGAAGAAGGAUAAGUUGAAGCCUCUGGAACAGGUGUCGCUUGAGCCUUUUGAGCGCGACCACGCAGUAGUCGUGGGUAUUUUCCGCCCUGUGAAGAAGUCUGCGAGCUAA